Messenger RNA from Lentinula edodes (shiitake mushroom), 567 nucleotides. RefSeq lists its product as uncharacterized. Gene Ontology annotation, biological process: iron incorporation into metallo-sulfur cluster; intracellular iron ion homeostasis. Gene Ontology annotation, molecular function: ferroxidase activity; 2 iron, 2 sulfur cluster binding; ferrous iron binding. The coding region runs from base 96 to 509 and encodes 137 amino acids. NCBI's taxonomy places the organism in Eukaryota, Fungi, Basidiomycota, Agaricomycetes, Agaricales, Omphalotaceae. The record is from RefSeq and is a predicted model, not a curated record. Gene Ontology annotation, cellular component: mitochondrion. The transcript has 4 exons.
UCUACUCCGUCUUUCGUGUGUUUCCGCGUCGUUUGCUUGUUCCAGUCUUCAAUUCGUUCAAAUUCUCGAGAUCAUACAACCAUGGUCCACCUCACAUGAGGCCGCUGCUUUCUCGGUAUAUGUCGACUCCACCUCCCCAAUUGAAUGUCAGUUCAUUGUCCAUGGAGCAAUAUCAUAAGCUUUCAGAUGAAGCUAUGAAUACACUGGUUGAAAAUUUAGAGGAACUGAUAGAGGAUCAUGGUGAUUCGUCGUUCGAGGUAGAAUACCAUAGUGGAGUGUUGACCCUCAAACUAGGCGACAAAGGGACUUAUGUUAUCAAUAAGCAACCUCCGAAUAAACAGAUAUGGCUAUCUUCGCCGUUCAGUGGACCCAAAAGAUACGACUACAUUGAAUCAGAUGGAUCCUGGCGAUAUUCGCGCGAUAACAAACCCCUCGACGAUCUAUUGAACGAGGAGCUUAGUCGAACAUUCGACAAACCGAUCCGACUGUCCUUAUCAUCAAGUUCGUAGAAUUUCCGAUGUAUAUGGCUUGUAAUAAUGUAUUGUAUCAUCUAAUGAGAUAUAAAUU